CAAAAUUUCACCACAUGCAUGCAUGCAGUAAUUAUUUGAGGCCAACGACUUUGAACCUCUAAAUUUCAAUAAAGAAAAUGAUAAAGUUAUCAUCUGUCACUUGUAAGGAAAUGCCAAUAAUCGGACUUGGAACAUUCAAAUUGAGAGGUAGAGAUCUUGUGUUCCAAACAUUGGAGGCAGCGCUUGCUGCAGGAUACAGAUCUAUUGACACAGCAGCAGUUUACAGAAAUGAGGGUGAUAUCGGGGAGAGUUUGAAGGUCCUACUGCCUAAGUUCAGUCUACAGAGGGAAGACCUCUUCAUUACAAGCAAGCUGGGGCCAAAAGAUCAGGGUGCAGGUAAAUGUAGACAAGCUUGCUUGAAGUCUUUGGAAAAUAUGCAGACUGAUUACUUUGAUUUAUACCUAAUACAUUGGCCUGGAACACAAGGCAAGAAACCUGAGGACCAGUCAAAUAUUCAACAUAGACAGGAAAGCUGGAAAGACCUUGAGGAUCUUCAAAAAGAAGGAAAGUUACGAGCUAUUGGCAUCUCUAAUUAUGAACAGAGACAUUUGGAGGAGCUCCUGUCCUAUAGUUCCAUACCACCAGCUGUACUGCAGAUAGAGCACCAUCCACACCUUGUACAGACCUCACUGGUAUCUUACUGUAAACAACAUAACAUCCACUUUCAGGCUUACUCUUCAUUAGGUACAACUUCAGAUGAUAAUAAGUUGUUAAAAGACCCAACAGUUGUGACAAUAGCAGAAAGUUACAAGAGAACCCCUGCUCAGAUCCUGCUAAGAUGGGCUGUACAACAAGAUAUAGGAGUUAUACCAAAGUCAACAAACCCUGUUCACAUCAAAGAGAACAUAGACAUAUUCUCAUUCAGUUUGUCUGACUCUGAUAUGGAUAAGCUGAGCAAUCUAGACUCUCAGCAUCAUUAUUGCUGGAACCCGGCUUCUGUCACUUGAUGAAGAUAAUAACCUUCAAGGGACCAGCUGUUAAAUCAUCAUUCUGAAGGGGCUUUAUACUGGAAUCCAGCUUCUGUUACAUGAUGAAGAUACAAUGUACUAAAUUCUAGGAACCAGCUGUUUAAUCAUCAUUCAGAGGAGCUUGUUUAGGUUAUUGCUGGAAGGUGAAGAUAUAUUUACUUUUAGGAACCAGCCAUUGAUUAUUCACUAAUCUAGUACAUAUUUGGGCAGUUGAAACAACCCCAGAUUUGAAGGGACACUUUAUCUGCUCCGUAUAAAACUGUGCCCUGUAGAGCCUGGUACCAGUCCAUCCGAUGUUUGUAUAGGCAGCAUAUGCAGUAUCAAGAUUUGGUAUCUGUGCAUAUAAUGUGAAAUGAAAUUUGUUAUUUUGGACCGUGCAUUCAAUUAGAAUUAAGACUGAAGAUAUCCUAUUUACUUGGAGGACAAAAUUGGUAGCGUGAAUGGGACAUUCACUUCUUCUGCAGUAUGUCUGACUGAUACGUGCAGCCUGCCUGUCUUUCAUUGAUGCCAGGUUCUGUGGUCAAGUUCUUGGCUUAAUUAUGAAGCUAACAUCACAGACUUUUGAUCAAAAGUUUUUAGUUCGAAGAGCUUACUAAUAGUGUCGGUCAUUGUUUGCUGCAGUGUUCAUCAAUCAACAUGAUAAAGAGUGCCGGCAAUCAAAUUAAGAGAGAGUUCCUGUUACACAGAGCACCAAGAACAGCUGUAAAUUUAUACUAGGACGUUGCAGAUAGGUACCUUGUGUCAAAGUGAAUGUAUCUAAAGUUGUGCAUAAAAAAUUAGUCGUCUUGAAGAACAUUUUUUAGCUCACCUGAGCCAAAGGCUCAAGGUGAGCUUUUGUGUCAACUUUAUGUCCGUUGUCCGUCUUGUCAACAUCUUCUUGUCUGCAGGAUAAUGGUUUCAUUAUGUCUCCCACACCACUGUGUGGUGGGAGACAUAUUGAUUUACUCCUGUCUGUGUGUCCCUCUGUCACAAAUCUUGUAGGCAUUCUUAAGUCGAACAUUUCUCAUCCGAUCAUCACCAAACUUAAACAAAAUGUGUUUGCCAAUAAGUCCUCAGCCAAGUUCGACAACUAGCCAAAUCGGCCCAGGCACUUCGGAACUAUGGCCCUUGAAACAUUGUUUUUAUGCCCCCGGCAUCUACUGUUGUGGGAGGCAUAUAGUGAUUGUCCUGUCCGUUCAUCCGUCAGUACGAGGUUAACCAGAUGGGACCAUUUCAUCUAGCAUCAAUACCCCUUAUUAGAAUGACUUGAUACUAAUGCAGAUGUAACUUGUGACCAUUCCUCCAGGGUUCUCACUAGC
Mercenaria mercenaria is the source of this 2266-nucleotide messenger RNA. Its product is annotated as glyoxal reductase-like. The coding region runs from base 78 to 947 and encodes 289 amino acids. The transcript is spliced from 8 exons. The record is from RefSeq and is a predicted model, not a curated record. Gene Ontology annotation, molecular function: oxidoreductase activity. NCBI's taxonomy places the organism in Eukaryota, Metazoa, Mollusca, Bivalvia, Venerida, Veneridae.